AUUUCAGAUCGGCCACUUGCCAUAAAGGCACGCAAUUGUGUAAAAGUUUUGAGGUUUAUUUGUGAGAGAUUUGGUUCGAAAAUUGUUGAAACUUGUCCUGAGAUGGUUAACGGGCACUUAUGGGACAUGGUCAAAGAAAACGAUGAUGGAGAGGAAUUCCUACUUCUAUUGGAUUAUUUUGGAGUUAUAUUUCCAGCAAUUACUGAUAAACGAAUACGUCUCUCUUUAAUUAAAGAAAGAAUAGGUCCAAAAAUUCCUCACAUAAUGGCAUUAUUAGGCAAUACAAAUCCUGCUAUUCGAUUUAGGGUCGCCCGUUUUCUGUCAAAUCUUACAGAAAUUGAGUUAUGCCCCAUGUUGAGACUUUUCUUCCAACCGCUUUCUCAAAUGAUAUCAGAUAAUGCUUCGACUUCUGUUGAAUGGGCUAUGUUAGGAGCAUCGGAGCUUUUACUUAGGUUAUCUACUAUUGCUAGCAAAUUGCUUGGUGCAAUAUCACUCAUAUCUCUGUUGGCACUACGCUGUAUUGGAGAUCGAAAUGAAUCGGUUCGAGCGGCUGCCGCCCUUGCCUUUCGUCAAUUUGUUGCUUUACUACCUUUAGAAAAUAGACAAAAUCAUUUUUUACACGAAUUGUUUGAUGAUAGCAAGUUGGAUGACAAAUCUGAGAUGACGAUGUUGCAGAACACAUACAUUAAUUCUUUCUCUCUAGUUGAUGUUCUUGGAUGUCCGGGCAAUUUACCAAAGUUAAGACGUGAUGAAAUUCCAUUUCUUGUUGAUACAUUGGAUUUACGUGAUUAUCAGAUUGAAGGUAUUACAUGGCUAACUUUUCUUACUCGGUUUGGUUUGAAUGGAAUUUUGGCUGAUGACAUGGGUUUGGGAAAGACUCUGCAAGUUCUUUCUUUGCUUUCCUGGGACUAUGUUCAACGGGUUAAUCAAAACAGAAAAAUACAAAAUAAAGAGGGCCAUUUGAAGUCUUCAUUAAUUGUUUGUCCGCGCACUCUUGUUGAUCAUUGGUGUAAAGAAUGGAGCUCAUUCUUUCCAUCUUCGCAGAUAUCUAUUCAAAAGAUUGCCAAUUAUAAAGAAGGAAGUAAUGAGGGACGUGAACGUAUUUUAGUUGUGUCCUAUGAGGAAUUGCGCUCUAAUAAAGAGAUACGUGAAUAUUAUUGGCACUAUUUGGUACUUGACGAGGGUCAUUGUAUUCGUAACCCAGCUAGUCAGUUAUUUGAGUCUGUUUGUGCCGUUAAAUGCUCUCAUCGUCUUAUAUUAUCUGGAACUCCUGUGCAAAAUUCACCUGCCGAUCUUUGGGCAUUAUUUACAUUUUUAAUGCCUGGUUACCUUUCAUCACGAACCGCAUUCCAAUCAAAAUAUAUGCGCCACAUUUUAGCAUGCAGAAAUGCUCGGGCCAGCGAGCAACAGAUUAAGGAAGGAGAACAAGCUUUACAGUCUCUACAUAAACAAUGUCUCCCUUUUUCGGAAGUACUGGCUGAAUUACCAGAAAAGAUUGUGCAGGACAGAGAAUGUGAAUUAACUGUGUUACAACGCAAUCUUUAUCAAUUAAUUGUUGAUUGCUGCUCUUUGAAUGCGCGUGAUGUUGAUAAUGAAUCAAUUCAAUGGCUGACACCAAUUCAAGUAUUACACGCACUUCGAAAACUUGUCGAUCAUCCUCUUUUGAUUUCGAAGCUUAUAAAGAAUUUAAGAUGUGAGGACACUAAUUAUAAUUAUCUCGCAGAGCAGUGUAUGCAAUCGCAUAUUGAGCAAUCAGGAAAGAUGUUAGCUUUAAGAGAAUUAUUAAAUGAAUGUCAGAUUGGAGAACGUUUCAGCGAAUAUGAUGUUAACUAUUCUCGUAGCAAAGGAUUAGAAUACGAACAAAAACUUGAACAAGUAUCUAGCACAAAUUAUUAUGAAUCACAAAAUUUUCUUUCUAAUACAACACACAAAGCUCUUAUUUUCUGUCAAUGGCGUGCAACCAUUGAGCUAAUUUCAUAUUUCCUGAAUCAUGGGGAAUUUGGUAGUGGAAUUAACUUUCUUGUUUUGGAUGGACAAACACCUCCAUCUCAGCGACAGUCAAUUGUGGACCGCUUUAAUACCAAUCCAAACGUGCAACUGCUAUUACUUACUACACAUGUUGGUGGAAUUGGUCUAAACCUGACUGGAGCUGAUGUCGUUAUAUUUAUGGACCAUGAUUGGAAUCCAUUCCGCGAUCUACAAGCGAUAGACAGACUUAUAACACUUGGGACUGUUGAAGAAAAGGUUAUGAGGCUACAAAAAUUUAAAACGGAUACUGCAAACGCUCUCAUCGGCGUGGAAAAUCGUUCACUUUCUUCAAUGGCAACUGAUGAUUUAUUGGAGCUAUUUUCAUUAAAAAACCCUGGAACGAAUUUAGACGUAAAUGCAAAAUUAAGUAAUACAAAGAAAAAAAGUAGAAUGUAUUCAAAUGCAAGUUGCUCGACUGAAAAUGGUGUUUGGGCAGUUGAUGAGCUUUGGGGGAAUCAAAAAGAAGAGGAAGAUACUGAAUUCGAGCAAUAUAUUGAACAACACUCUGUUAAAAAAUUUCUUUACUCAAACACCUAG
Molecule: messenger RNA, 2565 nt
Organism: Meloidogyne enterolobii
Lineage: Eukaryota; Metazoa; Nematoda; Chromadorea; Rhabditida; Meloidogynidae
Source: the annotation of a GenBank genome assembly